This is a messenger RNA of Rhizophagus irregularis DAOM 181602=DAOM 197198, 495 nucleotides long. The record is from RefSeq and is a predicted model, not a curated record. Lineage: Eukaryota; Fungi; Glomeromycota; Glomeromycetes; Glomerales; Glomeraceae.
AUAGAACAUCCACCUUUUGAACUUACUGAAACAGGAUGGGGAGAAUUUGAAUUAACUAUGAAAUUACAAUUUGUUCCUGAAAGUGGUGAAAAACCUGUAACACUUUAUCAUAAUUUAAGGUUACACCCUUAUGAAGAGGAUGGUUCUAUAUCUACGGCUAAUAAGAAUAAACCAGUUCAAAGUUUUCAAUAUGAUGAAUUGGUAUUCACAGAACCAACAGAAUAUUUGCAUAGUUUAUUUUUACAACAUCCUUCUGCUGGAUUACCACCUCGAUCUACACCUACUAAUCCAUACAGUGUACAAGCUGAAGUAGAUGAAAUUCGAAAAAUUGAAGAGGCAACUAAAAAGGUACAAGAACAAUUAACCAUCUAUAAAAAUAAGUUAGAAAAAACUACAAAGGAAUUAGAUGAUGUCAAAGGGGAAUUAGAACGAAUCAAAAAAUAGAUCUUUAUUUAGGUUAUGUAUAAAUAAUAAUUACAAAAAAAAAAAAAAAAA